Oryza brachyantha (malo sina) is the source of this 446-nucleotide messenger RNA. RefSeq lists its product as uncharacterized. Gene Ontology annotation, biological process: cell fate determination. The coding region runs from base 45 to 446 and encodes 133 amino acids. The record is from RefSeq and is a predicted model, not a curated record. The transcript has 2 exons. Lineage: Eukaryota; Viridiplantae; Streptophyta; Magnoliopsida; Poales; Poaceae.
CAAAAAAAAAAAAACAGUAUACAGUGAUACAAUCUUGGUCAACAAUGGCGAUGAUGAUUACCAACCAGCUUUUGGUGUUCACCAUUGCAAUCCUUGUCAUCCUCCUCGUGGCUGCACCAGGGGCCAUGUCCCAGGAGAGCUGUACUGCACCGUCGAGCAUCGACGUCCAGCAGAGCAACACCGGCGAGAAGGUCGGCACGUUCGACACGAUGUUCGAGGUGACGGUGACGAACCGGUGCACGUGCGUGGUAAACGCCGUCGUCCUCCGCGCCGACGGCUUCGCGAGCUCGGUGGCCGUCGACCCCAUGCUGUUCCGCCAGGCUGGGGACACCGGGUACCUCCUCGGCGACGGCCGCCGCAUCCAGAGCGCCGAGUCGGUCACUUUCCAGUACGCCUGGGACCACUACUUCGACAUGGCUCCGGCUAGCAUGCAAGCUGAAUGCUAG